This is a messenger RNA of Aphanomyces invadans, 1324 nucleotides long. RefSeq lists its product as hypothetical. Lineage: Eukaryota; Oomycota; Saprolegniomycetes; Saprolegniales; Verrucalvaceae. The record is from RefSeq and is a predicted model, not a curated record. Gene Ontology annotation, cellular component: cytosol. The transcript has 3 exons. Gene Ontology annotation, molecular function: L-allo-threonine aldolase activity. Bases 43 to 1203 code for a protein of 386 amino acids. Gene Ontology annotation, biological process: glycine biosynthetic process; L-threonine catabolic process.
UGUGGAAUCGAUUCCCUCGGCAACCAGCACGCGGGGCGGGCCAUGACGACAGCGCCAGUGACGCUAACAAGCGCCCACAAGCCGAAGACGCCCGUCGAGUUGCUUUCUCAACUCAGCGAGGACGCUCAGUCGCUGGGAAUCACGGCGUUUGACGUGUACGGCGACUUUUCGAACCCGUCGUCAUGGCUCAACACGUUUCAGGGCGAAGUGGCCGCGCGUUUGGGUAAACCUCGCGCCCUCUUCGUCCCAUCUGGAGUCAUGGCGCAAGGCAUCGCGCUCAAGAUUCACGCGGAAAAUACCAAACGUACGGCCUUUGUUGCGCGUCAUAAUUCGCACUUGCACUUGCACGAACAAGACGCGUUCAAGCACCUCUGGAACCUCGAGGCUAUCAUCGUGCCGCCGCCGACAGCUGUUGUGCCUCCCGGCGGCUUUCACCCCAGUCUGUCGGUGGCUGACGUCGACACCCACACGAACAUUCCGUCGUCGCCCCCUGCGGCGGUAGUGAUCGAAUUGCCUGAGCGUGAAAUCGGCGGCAAAUUGAUUCCGUUCGACCAGCUCCAACGCAUGACUCAGCUUGCCCGUAGUCGCGGGGCGGCAGUGCACAUGGAUGGCGCCCGUCUUUGGGAAGCGGAAGCUGGCUACUCGACCAACUCGAUCCACGAAGUCACAGCCCUCUUCGACUCGAUCUACGUAUCGUUCUACAAGGGCUUGGGCGGGAUCACGGGCGCCAUGCUGCUCGGGGACAAUGCGUUCAUCGAUGCAGCCCAGGUCUGGCUUCGCCGCUUCGGGGGCAACUUGUACUCGCAACUGCCCUACGCCGUGUCGUCGUGGGCUGGGUUCCGUCGAUAUCCCCGUCAAACAUUUGAGUCCCGCCGCCGGCAAAUGCAAGCCGUGGUCGCUGCCGUCACGCAGGCCGUACCCGUCAUCAGUUUCGACCCGCCCGUUCCACACGUGUCGAUGGUGCACGUGUACUUGCCUGGGUCAGUGGCCCAAGUGACUGCUGCACGCGACGCGGCUGAAGCAGCGACGGGCAUUCGUGUGUUUGUCGCAGCUCGGCCAUCGAAAAUCGACACGGCGAGGAGCUACUUUGAGCUCAACAUGGGUGCACAUAACAUCGACAUUCCCAUCGAGACGUGGGUGCGAGGGUGGACUGCGUUCGGCGACGCGCUACAGCGUGUCUGUGCCGAGGGGACUCCGCAGUAAGUGGCGCUACGGCAGCAGCAGGACGUCUAGAACACCAUCGUGCCACGUGAAGAUCCUAGCAUGUGGAUUUGAAUGCAAGUUGAACGGGCACCUUCGGGUAUGCCAAGGUUCAGGAUCGUUU